Molecule: messenger RNA, 1872 nt
Organism: Malassezia vespertilionis
Lineage: Eukaryota; Fungi; Basidiomycota; Malasseziomycetes; Malasseziales; Malasseziaceae
Gene: CTA8
Product: Heat shock transcription factor
Exons: 1
Coding region: 1-1872 (623 amino acids)
Biological process (GO): regulation of DNA-templated transcription
Molecular function (GO): sequence-specific DNA binding; DNA-binding transcription factor activity
Source: RefSeq, a predicted model, not a curated record
AUGUCGAUUCCUGGUCAAUCUUUCCGGCCGGAUAUACUGUCUCCUUCGGACGCACACGUCGGUCAAACGAGCGGUGACAUCCCCCACCCAACGGUCAUGAACCGGAGUAAUCCUGCUUUUUUGAACAAGCUGCGCAGCAUGGUAGAUGAUCCGAACACAGACGAGCUUAUUCGCUGGUCUCCCAAUGGAGAUACAUUUCUUGUGCCAAACCAUGUACGGUUUGGCAACGAAGUCCUGCCGCGUUUCUUUAAGCAUAACAACUUUUCGUCCUUUGUGCGUCAAUUGAACAUGUAUGGGUUUCACAAAGUACCUCACUUGCAGCAGGGUGCAUUGAAACAUGAUCAGCCCUUACACCAUGAGCUUUGGGAGUUUUCCAACCCGUGUUUCCAUCGUGACCAACCGGAGCUCCUAUCCAAGGUGCAGCGCAAGCGCAGUGGCAAGGAAAAAGACCAGAGCGCGGAUGAAAAAGGGAUUUUAAAUCACUUCCAGAGUAAUGCGCUGACACAUGGCGACAUGGGCAAACUACUCACAGACGGAUCCGAUGUGUCGAGGAACACCAUUAGUCCGGUGCAGCUUGCGAAUGUGAUGAAUGCGCUUCAAAGCGUUCGGAAUAACCAGCGGACAAUCAUUGAUGAGAUUUCCCAGUUGCAACAUUCUAGCCAAGCUUUGUGGCAGCAGGGGAUGGAAAACCGCCAGCAGACCCUGCGGCAGCAGGAUACCAUCAACCGGAUCCUACAAUUUAUGGGAAGCGUCUUUGGGUCUUCUAACGUAGGUGACAUGCUACAUGCAGAUGGGGCAGUAUUAGGCAUACCGGGAGGCUUAGAGAGAGGUAUGCCCAAUAACUUUCAUUCAUUUGCAAACGCAGACCCACAAAUGAACAAUAUCAAGCGGAAUACGCCUACGCGACCGCAGAAAAGAGCUCGACUGUUGAUCCAGGAUGCCAACCAUGCGUUGCAUGGCAACGGAGAAAGCACGAAUGCGAUGCAGGUGGAUACAAGCAAAGACGAAACACUGGACAACAUCAAAGCAUAUACAGAAGCUGAUGAAGGCACAAGCUCACAAAAUUCAUGGACGGGCAUCACGGAAAAAUCCUCGCCAAAAUCGCGUGUUUCGUCGCCGAAGACGGCGCAACCCAACAGCACUACUCUGCCCAAUUCUAUCUCCCCCGAGUCGAGCCAAGCACUGCUGAAUGCUAUCACUGCGGGCGAUAGAGCCAAUGCAUGGGCGAACAAUGUCAACAACUCUGGAUUUAACAACGCUACCCGUCUCGAUCCACAGCUGCUUUCGGCGCUUCAAACUACCUAUCCAGAAGCUUCUGACAGUAACACCAAUUCCACGCAAGACAUGCCGGAUAUGGGCGCCUUGUGGGCGUACGGUCCCAAUAAUGCAAACAUGCCGCCAAACCAAGUUGGCAACGCGAUUCCUAAUGCGAACACACUGCCCGAGGAGCGUUUUGCCCGCGGCGUUCAGCAGGUGAACGCCGACGUACAGGCCAAUAUGGACCAAACAGCCAAGCUCCAAACCACGAUCAAUGCGCUUGUCAGCAAGCUACGUUUUGACAACGACCAUGCAGAGGACAGUGAAAUGCCGAAUAUUCUUACCACUCAGCCAAUGGCGGGCAUGGACGGAUCAGGGACGGCCGUGGAUGCAAAUCCUUUGAACUUCAUGACCUCUGGUCCAGCUACGCAGGGCUCGCCCGUGCCGUCUGAGUUUGAUCUGGACACGUUCUUGAACCAGUUUGUCGAUCCUAUGAGUAGCCCGGGCGGUACUGUACCCUUUGGCCACACGCCAUCCCCUGCUCCUACACAGCACGACAACAACGCGGAGGCAGAUUCUGUCCAGUCUGCCGUUAGCGUCGAAAAAGCGACCUAA